UUGUUUGUUUGUUUACCUUUUACAGUUAAAAAGAAUGUUUAGAAAGGAAGCUGGAAUGACAGUUACCGAAAAUGCAGACACACUGAACAUCAAUUUACAGCCACUUGAGAAAAAGGACAGCAAAGGUGAAGAAGAAUCAGUGCAGGAACAGGACUGUUCUGGUAGUAAUUCCAUUCCAUGCUACCCCAACAAUGGUCCUGAUCACAAUUAUCUGGAGGAAGGGAAAGAGCCACCACCUGAUGCUCUUCGGGGACAAUGGGCCCAUUUGGGGGACGCGGAUUCAGAUGAGGAACCAGGGGAUGACACUGAUGAUACCAGCUCCGUUACUUCUUCUGCUAGCUCUACAGCCUCACAUCAAAGUGGCCCAACACGAAAAAAGAUCAUCCCUCUCUCUAUUCGUAACCUAAAGAGAAAGCACAAGAAGAAGAGGACUAAAUUUUCUCGCGAAUUUAAACCAGGAGACAGGGUGGCAGUUGAAGUUGUCUCCACUGUAACUUCUGCAGAUGUGAUGUGGAAGAAUGGUAAAAUAGAGACAGGGAUUCGCUCCAAUGACUUAAUCCCUAUCCAGCACCUUGACAACCAUGAGUUCUGCCCUGGAGAUUAUGUUGUAGACAAGCGGCCCCAGGUUCUUCAAGAUCCAGCCAUCUACGGGGUGAUUCAGUCAGGUGAUCAUAAAGCCAGAACCUGUGCCGUCAAGUGGGUUAAACUCAAUGCUGCAGGUGACAAUGUUGAGGUGAUUGGGGAGGAGGAUGAUGUUAGUGUUUAUGACAUUGCUGAUCAUCCAGAUUUCCAUUUUCGUACAACGGAUAUUAUCAUAAGGAUUGGCAACUCUGGCACAGAGGACUGUGGAACUGAGAGAUCUGUUGGCCAAGUCUGCAGGGUGGAUUUAAGCAGUAAAGUGGAAGUUGUUUGGGCUGAUAAUUCAAAGACAAUUGUCUUGCCACAGCACUUGUAUAAUGUUGAGUCUGAAAUUGAAGAAACAUAUUAUGACUCUGCGGAAGGAAGCAGUAGUGGUGCCUCAUCUGAAGAAUGGGAAGAUGAGAGUGAUAGUUGGGAAACAGAUAAUGGACAAGUGGAAGAAGAACCAGACGGUGAAGAAACCAUCUCCAUUUCCUCUUCCACCACAGCUACCACAUCUGAUGAAAAAACUAAUGGCAUACUUGCCUUCAAAACUACAGACUCAACAGGAACGUUUUCCUCAACUGAACUUGCGGGAGGUGGUGUUGCUACACCUGAGGAAAAGCCCAGUAAGGAAGCUCCACCAAGGGGAUUUCGUGAGCUUAAAGAAGCCCUAAAGAUUUUGGAAAGUUUAAAGAACAUGACUGUUGAGCAGCUCUGGACUGGAUCACCAACUUCUCCCACAGCAGAACCAUCAGCUGCAACUGCUGCCACAGCCCCUGCUGAUAUCAAACCCACAAAGGAAAAACGCUUUCUGGAUGACAUUAAGAAACUUCAAGAGAAUUUGAAAAAGACUCUAGACAAUGUUGCCAUUGUUGAAGAAGAUAAAAUGGAGGCUCCUGUAGAGGAGGAAAGGAUUAUCGCUCCAGUGUUAACUGAACCACAGACACCUGUGCGUUCUGAGUGGCCUAGUGACACUCCAGUUUUGUGUCAGCAGAGUGGAGGCAAACCAGGGGUCACCUUUACCAGUGCUAAAGGGGAAGUGUUUUCUGUUUUGGAAUGGGUACCAGAUACCCACUCAUUUAAAAAAAUGGAAUUUCAGCCAGCAGAGGCAAAGAAGUUCUUUAGCACUGUAAGGAAAGAAAUGGCCUUGCUGGCCACCUCUCUGCCUGAUGGUAUCAUGGUGAAAACCUUUGAGGACAGAAUGGACCUUUUUUCAGCUCUCAUUAAGGGCCCUCACCGCACUCCCUAUGAGGAUGGACUCUUUCUCUUUGAUAUCCAGCUUCCUAAUAUCUAUCCUGCUGUUCCUCCUCUUUUCCGAUAUCUGUCUCAGUGUAGCGGGCGGCUUAAUCCUAACCUUUAUGAUAAUGGAAAGGUUUGUGUCAGUCUUCUUGGCACCUGGAUUGGAAAGGGUACUGAAAGAUGGACAAGCAAAUCAAGUUUACUUCAAGUGCUUAUCUCUAUACAAGGUCUGAUUCUGGUCAAUGAGCCAUAUUACAAUGAGGCUGGCUUCGACAGUGACCGGGGACUUCAGGAAGGUUAUGAGAAUAGUCGCUGUUACAACGAGAUGGCACUCAUUAAGCUGGUGCAGUCAAUGACUCUGCUUCUUCAGCAGCCUGUAGAGGUCUUUCAGCAGGAAAUUUGUGAACACUUUGCCUGCAGUGGUUGGCGGCUGGUCCAUCGGCUUGAGUCCUGGCUAGAGUUAGAUGGGGCAAUCACAGAUCAUGCUCCACGAUGUGGUGUUGGUAGCCUAUAUGCAGAACCUCUAGAGGAGAUCCCCUCAGUUCUUUCCCACGGUAGUCCUAGCAAGCAGGACGUACGAGUUGAAGAAGAGUUUGAGGAUUCGGGACUCAGUCCCUCUACAAUGGCAACCAGUGGACCUACUGGUUUAACUGAAAAAGAUUUGAGCCAGAACUCUGAGUGUGAUAGUUCAUUGGUGGGUGGUGCAGGAUCAGACAUACCAGAAGUUCCUGAAGUAGUGUCAAAUUUUUUGGCAUCUCAAAAAAGUGUAAAAUCAUGUCAGGAGUCUCAACCAGCUGUGAGACCAAAGAAAAGGAGAAAGAGUUAUCGUAGUUUCCUUCCAGAGCGGAGUGGUUAUCCUGAUAUUGGAUUCCCCCUCUUUCCUCUUUCCAAAGGUUUUGUAAAGAGCAUGUGUGUAGUUCUGCAGCAUUAUCGAGCUACUCUCACAGCUGCUGGUGUUCCUGAACACCAAGAAAACAAAUAAUUUCCCUCCAGCAUUUUUUUUCUCCCUCUUUAAUCAAUCAAAUUGCAGCGCCUUCCCACUUUAACCCACUGUAGGAACAUUUAUCUCCUCAUCAGGCCCCCUAUGCUCCCAGCAACCUUUGUUAAUUUUUUGUACUGUAUCUUUAGUUGCUUCAGUUUUUGUUCUGUAAAUAGUCUUUAAUUUCAUCCAUCUUUACUGACAACAAUGCUGCCAUCGCACUGCUCUCUCAGGGAAGUACAGAUGAAAUGCACAGAAAUUAGUCAUUAGGAAAUGCUUAGGCUCUUGAUGUAUUAAAGAUUCUUUGGUAGGAACUCUGCCAGAAGGAACUGAUUUAUUGUGCCAUUGGAUAUUUCAGUCUUAGGUAUUGUUCUUUGAUACUUUGGGGUGGACAGAAUUUUUUUCUUCUUGUUUUUGGGAGCCCCCAUUGACUCCCACCUUAUACUGGUUUGCAAAAGUUAAAGUUUGCUUGCAGAAAAAAAUUGUAUGUAAUUGUCAUUGUUUCCAUAAAGUUUCUCAUCAGAUGUGUGAUUGUGGUACUUGGAUUAUCAAAUAUCUGUAUUUGCAUGACUUGCUCUUUGGUCCAUAUCCAUAGGCAUUUCUGAUUUAUAGAUUGUAUUGCUUUUCAACUUGAUCUUUUAUCCCAAUCCUUUAAAAUGUGACUUACGAAAACUAAAAAUCUGUCCAUAAAAAAAGUUGUCCAAACUGCCUAGUCAUCAGUAUUAACAAACCUUAAUUAUUCCAGCUGUUGAUUUACAAUGAAAUUAUAUAAAAGUGACAAAUGUUUAUAUUUAAAAACAAAAAGAAACCCAGUUGUGCUUAUCAGUUUUGCCAUUUAAAAUUGGAUUUAACAUCCUCAUUCUCAUAGGCAAUGGCACAGUGGGUAGCGCUGUCGCCUCACAGCAAGAAGGUCGCUGGUUCGAGCUUCAGCUGGGUCAGUUGGCAUUUCUGUGUGGAGUUUGCAUGUUCUCCCCGUGUUCGCGUGAGUUUCCUCCGGGUGCUCCGAUUUCCCCUACAGUCCAAAGACAUGUGGUAUAGGUGAAUUGAAUAAACUACAUUUUUAGUGCGUGUGUGAAUGUGUAUAUGGGUGUUUCCCAGUUAUGGGUUGCAGCUGGAAGGGCAUCUGCUGCGUAAAACAUGCUUGAUAAGUGGUACAUUCCACUGUGGCAACCCCAGAUUAAUAAAGGGACUAAGCCGAAAAGAAAGUGAAUGAAUGAAUCCUCGUUCUUUCUUCUGUAAUGUGACCUGAUUCUGUUGUAGGCAAUGUCCAUGCAUCACAUUAUUUCACCCUGUCCCCCAUCUUUAGUGAUUCUAGUUGGUCACAGACUGGACAAGAAGCACUGUGCCGUGCUUUGCCUCAUCUAUAUGUAAUCUGUCCAAUGAAGUGAUUUUAUUUUCAGAGAAAAAAAAAAGUCAGCGUAAUUUGAAUACAGAACUGAUUCUAAACUUUUAAGAAUCAAUUCAGAUUCAUUACAUAAUUGUUGUUACAUUACAGAACUGUGAUGCAUCGUUUUAAAAAGUACCCCUAACAUACACAAUAAAUCCAGUUUACAUAUUUAUAUAUAAAAGUUGGAUAAUUGGCAGGUUAAUGAGGUUGAUCACAUUGCAUAAUUUUAGUGCUGAUUGUCUCUCACUGACAGGUUUUGGGAAAUCUCUGGCAAAUGCAUAAUAAGGAAGACGAAUCUGUGCUCGUUCAUGCAGUAACUGUUAAACCAGUGAUUUUUGCAGUGUGAAAACAGCUGUCAUCCCACAAUUUUUAACAUUGCAGUUUGAAAUCUGCAUUACUCUUCUAUUCUAUGAAACUACACAGAUGUUUGUUUGAAUGUUCCUUCAGACAUUUAGAUAGCUAACAAAUCACUUUUAUGUAAAGUCUAUCUAAAAAUAUUUAGAUAGACUUCAUACAUAUUAGGGUGUUCUUGCUUAAUGAUUUCUGGUUUGGAUAUAGUUUAAUUGUUCCCAUCCAUUCAUUUGUUCAGCAUUGUUGCCUUUAUUUUAAAAUUCUAAAUAGGAUUUCAGGCAUGAUCCAAAUUACCUUUUUUACAGCAUUAUAUUUAAAAAAAAAUGUAUGUGGCCAAAUCAGUCAAAAAAGUCAAAUUGUUUCAGCAAGUAUUGAUAGUGAAAUAGUUCCACCCACUGCCCAACACCACACCCCUAAUCAUGUACAUCUUCAAGAGGUUUAGAUGCUGUGAGUACUUUUAUAAUUAAUAACAGAUCUUCCCUUUUUUGCAUCAACAUCAUGUUGGCUGUGUUAAAUCACAGCCUGCAGACACUGUGUGAUUUGUUUUUUUGGGGGUUUUUUUGCAAUACACAAGAAUCAUCAUCAGACUGUUUUUAUGUACCAAAAAGAAAUAUAAUUCUUGAUUUCAAUUACUUUGAGUUUGUAGAUUGUCUUUUUCUUUUCUAGUUUUACUUUUACUGCAUUUCAUUAUUGAAAUGUGAAGCAAAGUGUCAAGGGAGUCAGACAUAAAGAGACUAAGAACUAUUUUCUUAAUGUGUGUACAAUACUCUGAAUUUAUUCAAACUAUUAUGAGGAGAGUUAACAGCCAAAGCAUGUAAUGUUGCUUUUUAAGCCUUAAUGGUUACAUGAUUAUUGACUGUACGAUGUAAAAAAAAAAAUUCCACAGUGGCCUGUAUUGGUUAAUAAUAAAUGUGAUUUGUAACCUUAA
Molecule: messenger RNA, 5505 nt
Organism: Danio aesculapii
Lineage: Eukaryota; Metazoa; Chordata; Actinopteri; Cypriniformes; Danionidae
Gene: ube2o
Product: (E3-independent) E2 ubiquitin-conjugating enzyme UBE2O
Exons: 12
Coding region: 35-2842 (935 amino acids)
Source: RefSeq, a predicted model, not a curated record